Fusarium venenatum is the source of this 1509-nucleotide messenger RNA. Lineage: Eukaryota; Fungi; Ascomycota; Sordariomycetes; Hypocreales; Nectriaceae. The record is from RefSeq and is a predicted model, not a curated record.
AUGGCUUCCGUUCGAUCUUUGGGCGUAUUGGCCUUGGCCCUUGGUGCCACAGCUGUCCCAUAUAAUACCUUUGAUGGCCCUGGAUUCCCAGCUUGUCAAGAUGUUGCCGCAGUUCACGAUGCUUCAAGCGUCAAGGACAUUCAAAGCAUCGUCCAAAAUGCCGUCAAAGCAGGCCAGAGGGUUCGAGCUUCAGGAAAAGCCCACAUGUGGUAUGAUACGAUGUGCUCCGAUGAUCCCAAUACUGUCAUAGUUCGUACAGAGAAGGUUAACAACAUAUACGAUCUUGAUAUGGAGGCCGGAACCGUCAUGAUUGAAGCUGGUGUAACAUUCUUACAGUUGGCCGAAUACCUACACGACCGUGGGGCUUCUGCAGGAUACACGCUUGUCAACUGGAACAUCACUUUGGCUGGCUGUGUCGCCAUGGGUGCCCAUCGAUCAUCUAUCCGUGAGGAUUCCAUGGUCGCAGCCGGCGUUUUGUCAAUGGAUAUCAUUGACGGCACUGGUAAGCUUCGACACUUGGAGCGUGACGACAGCGACGAGUGGCUCGCUGCUUCGACUUCUUUGGGCCUUUUGGGUGUCAUCGUCAGAAUGAAAAUUAAGAUCUAUCCCGACUUCAAAGUCUACGCCGACCAGAAAACGCAAGGUGAUGUGCUAAACGGCGACGUCUAUGGUAUGAUAGCCCCGUAUGCUACGGCAAAUCUUUGGUGGUGGCCUCACAAGAAGAAAUUCCACUGGCGAUACUACGACGUCAUUCCAGCCAACCAAAGCGACCAAGAGGGCUUCCAAAACACAUUCUCGAUUACCAAAAUUGAAGCCGAUGCUAUAUCAGCUCUGUGGAACACCGGGAAAGGAGUUUCGCUGUCAAAUCUUCUUGCUGAAGAGAUUCUGUUUGGACAGUGGGAGAAUCCUAACUUUAGAGAAAAGACAACCAACGAGCCCAUCAAGAAAUGGCCUGUUUAUGGAUGGAACUAUGAUGUGCUCAUAGGUGGUCUGUAUCCCGAUCAGCGACCGGUAUGGGAAUAUGGCAUUCACGGCUACACCUUGGAACUCGCAUUUCCUGUUACCCAAGCCAAUGCAAUGCUUAAGAGGGUGCGCCAGCUCUUCGACAAUGAGGCCAAGAAACUCAAGUUUAUGGCGUCUACGUAUAGGAGUGGAAUCAACAUCAAGUUUGGAAGGCCGUAUUUUGACCUGCUUGGCCAGGUGACCUACGGCACAUCUGAUGGUGCCGACUGGGAAAAGGGUGUUAUCAUGUUGGACUUCCCAUCUUACAAACCGAGUAUUGGUGAUGGGCUCCGAUACAAUGAACCAUUUUAUCACAAACUCGCAGAAACGUUGAUUGACGAAUUUCCCUGUCGCCCCCACUGGACCAAGAAUACACGAGAGGUAUUCGAACGUUCCGCCAAGAAUUUGGACCCUGAUCAUAUCUCUCGAUUCAAAGCAGUCAGGGAAAAGUUUGACCCGGAAGGUAUCUUCCGCAGUGUCGUGGGCGAAGCCAUUGGUGUAUACUGA